CUUUGUAUUUUCUCUUGCCCUUUUUAUUUAUUUUGACAUUUUGAAUGUUUCAGAAGCAAAGAGAGCCACCAAAAUUCCCUUGCAAGGUGGAGACAGUCCUAGAUAGGAUCAGUAGCCUACCAGGCCAUCUCAUAGAUAAUUUUUUGUCACAUUUGCCUGUUAAGGAUGCAGUCAGGACAAGUGUUUUGUCUAGGAAAUGGAGGUAUAAGUGGGCUACAGUUCCAAGUCUUGUGUUUGAUACCCAGUGUUUAGCUGCCUCUUCCCUAGAUCCAGCUCUGAUCAAGAACAAGCUUGUUAGCAUUGUUGACCAUGUCCUCCUACUUCACAAUGGCCCCAUACAGAAGUUCAAACUCUCUCACCGAGAUCUACUAGGUGCUGCUGACAUAGAUAGAUUCUUUCUUUAUCAAGAGGCUCUAUCAAAGAAUUCAUACUUGAAAUUUGGAAAGGACAACGGUACAGGCUGCCUUCUUGUCUUUUUAAGUGCCAGACUUUGGUUCAUUUGGAGCUAUUUAAUUGCUUGCUCAAACCUCCACCAACGUUUGAAGGCUUCAAGAAUUUGAAAAGCCUUGAUCUUCAGCACAUUACCAUUGCCCAGGAUGUGUUUGGAAAUCUAAUUUCUGGUUGCCCAUUGCUUGAGAGAUUGACUUUAAUGAACUUUGAUGGCUUCACAGAUCUCAACAUUGAUGCACCAAAUCUGCAAUUCUUUGAUGUUGGAGGUGUUUUUCAUAGUGCUAGUUUUAGAAACACCUUUGAUUUAGCUUUAAUUUCCAUUGGUUUGUAUGUGAAUAUCAAUGAUAUAGAUGACAGACGCAAAUCAGAUGAGAGUUCUAGUAAACUGCUCAGAUUCUUUGCUAAUCUGCCUCACCUUUGAUGACUGGAGGUUCAGAGUUACUUUUUGAAGUAUUUGGCUUGUGGCAAUAUACCAAGCAGGUUACCUAACAGGUGCCUUGAUCUGAAUUAUCUCUCUAUAUGCAUAAAUUCAACGAUUUGUACGAAAUUGUAGCCGCUCUAUCCCUGUUUAAAGUUCUCCUAAUCUCCGAGAGCUAGAGGGUUUGGGUCACCCUGAGGAACAACCUACUGCAGGACUAUUCACCAACAUUUUGGUAGACUACGUCUGGAGCUCACUGUUCUCCCAUCUGCGAGUGGUAAAGAUAUUCAGCAUUUCUGGAGUCAAAGCCGAACUAGAAUUCAUAAACUUCAUGCUUUCAAACUCUCCUGUUCUUGAAAGAAUGACUGUGAAACCUGCCUCUCUGGAUGGGAGCUGGGGAUUCGUAAAGGAAUGGCUGCGAUUCAAGCGAGCCUCCAUACAUGCAGAAAUCAUUUAUUUAGACCCAUAAAUAUCUGUUAAGUAUCAUUUAUUUAGACCCAUAAAUAUCUGUAAGUAUCUUUCUCUGGAUUGACCUGUAUGGCAGAUUCUUGUUAAGGAA
Molecule: messenger RNA, 1427 nt
Organism: Rubroshorea leprosula
Lineage: Eukaryota; Viridiplantae; Streptophyta; Magnoliopsida; Malvales; Dipterocarpaceae
Source: the annotation of a GenBank genome assembly